Molecule: messenger RNA, 153 nt
Organism: Marmota flaviventris (yellow-bellied marmot)
Lineage: Eukaryota; Metazoa; Chordata; Mammalia; Rodentia; Sciuridae
Source: RefSeq, a predicted model, not a curated record
AUGAGCUGCUACUAUAGCAACUACUAUGGUGGUCUGGGCUAUGGCUGUGGCUAUGGUGGCCUAGGCUAUGGCUAUGGUGGCUGUGGUGGCUAUGGUUAUGGAUGCUGCCGCCCACUCUGCUACAGAAGAUACUAUUCCUAUGGCUUCUACUGA